AUGGCCAUGCUGAGAGUGUCUUCUUACCGCAAACUGUUCGAGGAGGAGUACUGGAGUCGAAAUGGCGGGUCCAGUGUGCAGUGUGCAGGGCAGUACCAUGCCUCUGCCAGACGUGUGACCACAGAUGAUUGUGAAUGUGACAAGUUAGACUUUGUAUCUGCCAAGGCGCUCAACAAAGAGAGCCUGGGCCGAUUUGUCCAAGACCGUGCCAUCAUCUCAGCCCUCAAUGACCGCCUGGUUAGACUUAUUGAGCUGGGCCGUUGUUUUGAGGAGGAGAAUGAGUUUCUGGAGAGUCAGAUUGUGGAACUAGAGGACAGGCUGAACAGCCAACAGGCCUCUGCUACUACAACCACCAUUUUGGCUGUGUAUGACUAUAGCCUGGAUGCUGUGGUAAACAGACUGCAUAAGGAGAGGGAUGAGACCCUGUGCGACAGUACAAGGCUGAAGACAGAGUUAGAAUGCCUGAAGCAAGAGUAUGAAAAGGUUGCACAGCAGAGGACUCUAAUCCAGCUCCAGCACCAAGAUGUUGCCGGGGAAGUGGACAUGAUGACAGCAGAGUGUCUGGCCCUGAGAGAGCAAGUGGCUAUUUAUGAAGAGCAGCUGGCCAACAUGGAGGCCCAGCGAGAGACGGCUGUUGAUGGUGUGUCAGAGCCAGCUGCAGGGACCACGGGAGCAGUGGCAGCUAUUGAAUUCCGCAGUCCUGACAUCACGCGAGCCCUGGAUAUAAAGGACUACUACUGCCAGCUGGCCGAGAGCCUUCAGUAUAAGUGUGGUGUAUCCUUCUCUGCUGUGAUUCCCACUGGAGAUAGAAAGCAAGUGGGAACAGUCGAGGCAGUGGGGUCAAAGGUCAACGACUUGUCCAAGAUAACAGACAUCAGUGAACUGAAGAUGCUGAUUGUAGAGUUGGAGAAGGAGCUUGCUGAGCUUCAGAAAAAGAAUGAGGAGCUGGAGGAUGAGGUUGAGAUGAAGAGCACAGCAUACCUGGAGGAGAUUGAAGAAUUAGAAUGUACUAUAGAGAAGAUGAGGCAUCAGCAGGCUGACCUCCAAGCCCAGAUGAAGGAGCAGUGUGAAGACUACAAGGAGCUGCUCAAUGAGAAGAUGGCCAGAAACAUUGAGAUUGCUGCCUACAGGGGUCUAGUGGAGGAAGAGGAGGAGAGGCUGUGCAACCUCUGAAGCUAGACAGAAGAGACACACUUGACAGGCUG
Messenger RNA from Lampris incognitus (smalleye Pacific opah), 1205 nucleotides. It is a transcript of the gene vimr2, whose product is annotated as vimentin-related 2. Gene Ontology annotation, cellular component: sarcolemma; Z disc; cell-cell junction. The record is from RefSeq and is a predicted model, not a curated record. Gene Ontology annotation, biological process: skeletal muscle organ development. Bases 1 to 1173 code for a protein of 390 amino acids. NCBI's taxonomy places the organism in Eukaryota, Metazoa, Chordata, Actinopteri, Lampriformes, Lampridae. The transcript has 10 exons.